Molecule: messenger RNA, 2896 nt
Organism: Fusarium graminearum PH-1
Lineage: Eukaryota; Fungi; Ascomycota; Sordariomycetes; Hypocreales; Nectriaceae
Exons: 4
Coding region: 1-2877 (958 amino acids)
Biological process (GO): chromatin remodeling
Molecular function (GO): protein binding; histone methyltransferase activity
Source: RefSeq, a predicted model, not a curated record
AUGGCUUCACAAUCUGUCAUCUCCAUCAACGCGAAGAACAUCACGCACAUCGACUUGACUGUGGACGAUGACAGUGACAGAUCUGGCAAUCUUCAAAGAUCAUCGCCGCCGCCGCCUGUCCGUCCCACAGACACUACUACUACCCAGGCGCGUUUUGCCCCCAACUUUGCUAUUGAGCGACAUCCAUCAUCAACCCAUGCACCUGUCAGCCCGCCCAAGAUAAAUCGAGCCUCAGCUUCCAUCACCGCCAUCCAGGAUAAGCAGCCUUCCACUGAGCUGCCACGUCCAUCGCCUCCCGUACUCAAGGUUGAGCAGAAAGUGACCCAAGUAAUUGCUGCCCUCGACGAUGCCCACAGCAUGGCAAGGCUGUCUAAAGUGGCAGCUUCCAACGUGGUAUCUCGUCAGGUGACGCCGACACUUGAACAAGAUAUGGACACAUCAGCACAAGAACCCAAGCCCACGUCUCCUAAAUAUCAAACGCCCAGGAAACCCGAAUGGGAUGUUGCGUCUCUCGCUAAAAAGUUGGUUGAAUAUCGCCAGGAUAUCAAAAAUGGCCACAGCCGCAUGACUUCUUACAUUAUUGAAUCUACGCACCCUACAGAGCGACGCAGUCUUACUGGCGCCAAUCUCUUCGCCGGACUCACCAGCAAGUCUAUGCCGGCCAAGAAGGGCGAAACGAUGAAAAUCAAAUCCAAAGAAUUGGAGGACAUUGAUCGCAAAUCCGGCUUCAAACCCAUGAGCCGCGAAGAAAAGGUUCGUAUAACUGUUCGCUCCGAAUUUGCCUCGACCGUCCUUCUCUACCUGGAGAGCUGGCUGGACAAGCUUUCAUUACCUGGCUGCGACAAAUCAACCCUUAUCCGCUACAUGGCAAGUCGCGAACCCGACAAUGCAAUCACGCCCAGACAAAAGUCGGACAUCCUGAAUUCGCAUCGCCCAGCUGGAUCAACAACCCCGCCCGGGGCAAACAGAGCUGCCGAUAUAUUUACCGAAGCAUUCCACCGCGUCUUCCAUCAGGGCCAACCCCUAAACAAGCAAAUUGAGCUUCGCGAUGUUCUUCUUUUAGAUGAAUCAGUUGAUAGCAUUAUGGAAACAAAACCCACAGCAAAGGACGUUUCUAGUUCGCAGAAACAAAACGAACAUGAGGCCAUCGAGUACUGGUUGGGUACUUAUUCAAUUCUCGGUUGUCUUAUUUGUUUUAGUCAUUCUUGCGAACAUGGUGAGUAUGACGCGCAGAAUUGCAAACGCACCCUUUCGAUGCUUCCUCGCCUUUCAGAAACUCUCAAGCGGAGACGGCGCAUACCUUAUGAGGAUAAGGAUAUGAUGAAUGGCCACUCACGCCUUUGCAAACGGAACUGCUAUCAGUCGUCGCCUCGCCCCGAGGCUUGCUCGGUUCAGCGACCCUGGAAUGAAGAAGAACACAAGCAAAUUGCAAAUACGAACAGUCAACUGCUGAACCGCGAGUGUGAUCCGGAUGUUUGUGGGACAUGUGGUGUACUGGAUAGGGCUGAUCCUGAGAAUGCGGAUGACGAAGUUCUUCAUUCUACUGGGUGCCAGAACUGCCCCCUUCAGCGUGGCCAAGCAAAAGGCCUCGCUUUAGGUCAGAGUCAACUCGAAGGUGUUGGGUAUGGACUUUUCACGGUUGAGCCUAUCGCUCAGGAUGACUUUAUCAUCGAGUAUGUCGGAGAGUUGAUUACUCAUGAUGAGGGUGUACGACGAGAAGCCAGGCGUGGUGAUGUAUUCGAUGAAGAAUCCAACAUUUCCUACGUUUUCACCCUUUUGGAAAAUGAAGGCAUCUGGGUGGACGCUGCCACGUACGGCAACUUGAGUCGUUACAUCAACCACGCCUCGGAGAGUGACAAACGCGGCUGCAACAUCACGCCUCGUAUUCUCUACGUCAAUGGGGAGUACCGAAUCAAGUUUACAGCUAUGCGCGAUAUCGCAGCUGGAGAAGAGCUCUUCUUCAACUAUGGAGAGAACUUCCCUAACCUGACAAAGAAGCUGCUCGACCAUAAGACGGGAGGGAAGUCGGGCGAGGGUAAGAAGCGAACACGACGCCCCAACGGAGAAGGAGUCGCCAGAAAGGCCCCAAAGACGGACAAGAAGAAGCCUGGAAAGGGGAAGAAGGCCCAAGAAGCCCUGUACGAAGAGGAUUUGACGGCGACACUUGGAUUCACCCCAAAGCCGUUGCGCAAACGUAAGAAGGGCGCCCUCGACGAUGACUCGGAAGAGGAGGAGUAUCAUCCUACCGGAACAGAUGCAUCUCUCCUGGAGACACCAUCCGAUGGAGAGUCAGAUUAUGGAACUGGCAAGUCAUCGGCACCCAGGUUUCGAAAACGUCCGCGACAGGCUGUAAAGGCAGGUGUCUCGGAUCAAAGUGGCAAACCUCGUGCAGUUGUCAAAACUCGAGGCAAAAGAGGAGGAGCCAGACCUGGCAGUGGUCGACCUAGAAAAUAUCCCCGGAAUGCCACUUCGGCCACUUCAGCCACUUCAGCCCCGAAGACCGCGACGACUAGGUUGUCGGUGUCGGUAUCGGUGUCGGAGGGAACAGAUGGAACAGAGCAAAAGGAGGAGCAAACGCAGAAACAAAUCGUGGUGCCAGACACGAUCGUGCGCCCGAUUGUGCCACUACGACCACAGUCUGAGGAAAUUAAUGAUAGCAUGGAAGAUGUGACGCUCACAAAGGAACCUGUUGAUGAAUACAAGGGGCUCCGAAGUCAGUUGGAGGAAGACAACGAGGACGAUGAUAAUGAUGAUGACGACGACGACGACGAUGACCAAGACGUCGUGGUUCGUUCGCGCAUCGAUAGAGUCGCGAGGAAUCGCCGGCUGCCAGCCAAGUUGAGAGAUGAUGGAGAUUGGAUGAGCGCCAGUCAGUAAUUUGGGCAGAGAAGCUUGA